AUGCAGUGGGGGAUUUCCAGAGACCCAGCCUUUGAUUUCCUUGCAGAGAUUCUCCCCAAACCUACCCUCUGGGCUGAACCACGCUCUAUGAACAACUGGGGUAUGCUGGUGACCAUAUGGUGUGAAGGCAACCUGGAGGCCCAGGAGUACAAUCUGUUUAAAGACAAAAGCUCAGCACCUUGGGACACUCAGAAGCCUCUGCAGUCCAGCAACAAGGCCAAGUUCUCCAUCACGUACAUGACAGACUGAAAUGCAGGGAGAUAUCACUGUAACUAUCUCAGCCCUGCUGACUGGUCAGAGAACAGCAACCCUCUGGAGCUGGUGGUAACAGGAGCCUACAGAAAACCCAGCCUCUCAGUCCUGUCCAGACCUUUGGUGACCUCAGGAGGAAAUGUGACCCUCCAGUGUGUCUCAUGGAAGGGAUAUGACAGGUUCAUUCUGACUAAAGAAGGAGAACACAAGGUCUCCUGGACCCUGGACUCUCAGAGAAAUGCCAUUGGGCAAUUACAGGCCCUGUUCCUUGUGGGCCCUGUGACUCCCAGUCACAGGUGGAUAUUCAGAUGCUUUGUCUAUUACAAGAACCAACCUCAGGUGUGGUCAGAACCCAGUGAUACCCUGGAGCUCCUGAUAUCAGGGAUGUCUAGAAAGCCAUCCCUCAAGAACAAACAUGGCCUUAUCUUGGUCCCUGGAGGGACAUUGACCCUCCAAUGUCACUCUGCAUGUGGCUAUGACAGAUUUUCUGUGGAAAGAGGAGGAGGCAUGACCUCACCCAGCAGCAUGUCCAGCAGCCCCAGACUGGGCUCUCAAGACAAAUUCCCACUAGGACCUGUGAGCAGCUCCCGGGGUCUGGUAAAGAUGUACGAUUCACACAGCCAGUCCAAUGAGUGUUCAGACACCAAUGAACCCCUGGACAUCCCAAUCACAGGCAAAGAACCCAGCAGGGUCAGUCAGAGACAAGACUGCACAGCCCAUGCUGGUGGAUCCCCACAGGACCCUCUGGGAUACAAACACCCCCAUAAUCAGGGCCCAUCUGAACCGAUGGGGCCUGUGAGGUGGAUUUUGCCCUCUGAUCUGAGAUUCUUCCCUGUCACGCAGCCCACAGAGAGGCCAACUUCCAACAUCCUGCAGGGGCCAUGGAGCCAGUGUCCAGGGACAGAGGCCUUCAGAAGAGAUGCAGCUGUGAAGGACACACAGACUGAGUACCAGGUGGCACUGAACAGUGGGGCUGCUGUUCCUAAGGGUCUUCAGGAAGUGACCUACACCCAGUUGGCACUCAGACAGAGAACAAGUGCACUUACUUCCUCCCAGUCAGAGGAGCCCAGCUGA
Molecule: messenger RNA, 1326 nt
Organism: Castor canadensis (American beaver)
Lineage: Eukaryota; Metazoa; Chordata; Mammalia; Rodentia; Castoridae
Source: RefSeq, a predicted model, not a curated record